This is a messenger RNA of Trichoderma citrinoviride, 1746 nucleotides long. Its product is annotated as TPR-like protein. Bases 1 to 1746 code for a protein of 581 amino acids. The record is from RefSeq and is a predicted model, not a curated record. NCBI's taxonomy places the organism in Eukaryota, Fungi, Ascomycota, Sordariomycetes, Hypocreales, Hypocreaceae. Gene Ontology annotation, molecular function: Hsp90 protein binding. The transcript is spliced from 4 exons.
AUGGCUUCCGCAGACGAGCUCAAAGCUCUGGGCAACAAGGCCAUUGCCGAAAAGAACUUUGACGACGCCAUCGACAAGUUCACCCAGGCCAUCGCCCUGCAGCCCGACAACCACAUCCUCUACUCCAACCGAUCCGCCGCCUACGCCUCCAAAAAGGACUGGGACAACGCCCUCAAGGACGCCGAGAAGACCACCGAGCUCAAGCCCGACUGGGGCAAGGGCUGGGGGCGCAAAGCCGCCGCCCUCCACGGCAAGGGAGACCUGCUCGGCGCCAACGAUGCCUACGAGACCGGCCUCAAGCACGACCCCAACAAUGCUCAGCUCAAGAGCGGCCUGGCCUCUGUUGAGAAGGCCAUGCAGCAGGAAGCUGGCGCCGGACUCGACCCAACUGGCGGCAUUGGCAAGAUGUUCAAGGACCCCCAGCUGAUUCAGAAGCUCGCCUCCAACCCCAAGACGAGCUCCUUCCUGGCCGACCCCGCCUUCAUGGCCAAGCUGCAGCAGAUCCAGCAGAAUCCUCUCAACUCCCAAGACCUCUUCAGCGACCCCAGGAUGAUCCAGGUGCUGGGCGUCCUGAUGGGCGUCGACAUGGAGAUGCGGGACAGCCCCCCUGAGGGCGCCCAGACGUACAAUGUGUCCGAAGAUACCCCCAUGCCCGACGCUCCCAAGAAGCAGCCCGAGCCCAAGAAGGAGCCCACUCCCGAACCCGAGCCCGAGCUCGACGAAGAGGCUCUCGAGAAGAAGAAGAAGAAGGAAGAGGCCGACAGAGAGAAGGCGCUCGGCACUGAGAACUACAAGAAGCGCAACUUUGACGCCGCCAUCGAGCACUACAGCAAGGCCUGGGAGAUUUACCAGGACAUCACCUACCUGAACAACCUCGGCGCCGCUUACUUCGAGAAGGGCGACUACGACAAGUGUAUCGAGGCCUGCCAGAAGGCCGUCGACGAGGGCCGACAAAUCUAUGCCGACUUCAAGCUCAUCGCCAAGAGUUACGCCCGUAUCGGUACUGCUUACGAAAAGAAGGGCGACCUUGCCCUGGCAGUCGAGAACUACAACAAGUCCUUGACCGAGCACCGAACCCCAGACGUCCUGAACAAGCUCCGCGCUGCCGAGCGAGCCAAGACGGAGGCGGCGAAGAAGGCAUACAUCGACCCCGCCAAGGCCGAGGAGGCCCGUGAGGAGGGUAACAAGAAGUUCAAGGAGAUGGACUUCCCCGGCGCCGUGGCCGCCUAUACUGAGAUGAUCAAGCGAGCUCCCGAUGACCCCAGGGGAUACAGCAACCGUGCCGCCGCAUUCGUCAAGCUGUUUGAGUUCCCCAGCGCCCUGGACGACUGCAACACGGCCAUCAAGAAGGAUCCCACCUUCAUCCGGGCCUACAUCCGAAAGGCGCAGGCUUACUUUGGCAUGCGCAAGUACUCUGACUGCGUGGAUACCUGCGAUGAGGCUCUAAAGGUGGACGCGGAGCACCACAAGGGCGCCAACGCUCGUGAGAUUGAGCAGCAGCAGCAGAAGGCCUUUGCGGCCAUGUACUCAGCCCGUGAGAACGAGACGGAAGAGCAGACAAGGCAGCGGUUGAUGCAGGACCCAGAGAUCAUGGGCAUCAUGCAAGAUCCAGUCAUGCAGGCCAUCCUGCAGCAGGCACAGUCCGACCCCAUGGCGCUGCAAGAGCACAUGAAGAACCCCACCGUGCGGUCCAAGAUCCAAAAGUUGAUUGCGGCGGGUGUCAUUAGAAUCGGCGGUCGGCCAUGA